Messenger RNA from Nerophis lumbriciformis (worm pipefish), 5186 nucleotides. Its product is annotated as kinase suppressor of Ras 2-like. Gene Ontology annotation, biological process: calcium-mediated signaling; protein phosphorylation; Ras protein signal transduction. Gene Ontology annotation, molecular function: ATP binding; protein kinase activity. The record is from RefSeq and is a predicted model, not a curated record. Lineage: Eukaryota; Metazoa; Chordata; Actinopteri; Syngnathiformes; Syngnathidae. Gene Ontology annotation, cellular component: cytoplasm.
GGGAGAAGGGACUGGACAAACUAUGAACGAGGAGAUGACAAAAAGCGAGGAGCAGCAUUUGAGUUUGCAGAAAGCCUUGCAGCAGUGCGAGUUGGUGCAGAACAUGAUCGACAUUAGCAUUUCCAGCCUGGAGGGUUUGAGGACCAAAUGUGCCACAUCCAACGACUUGACGCAAAAAGAGAUCCGGACGCUGGAAGGGAAGCUGGUCAAGUACUUCAGCCGCCAGCUGUCCUGCAAGUGCAAAGUGGCCUUAGAGGAGCGAUGCGCCGAGCUGGAGGACUUCCCUCGCCUUGGCCACUGGUUCCGCAUCGUCAACCUGAGGAAAGAGGUCACGCAGGACAUGAGCCCGGGCGAGGUGACUCUGGAGGGUCUGCUGGACAUGAGCGAGCAACGAGUGUGCGAACUCCUUCAAAAGUUCGGCGCUAGCGAGGAGGAAUGUGCCCGACUCAACGCCUCGCUGUCCAGCCUCAGGAGGGCCCACCAGCUCGAACAACUUGAGGAGGAUAAAUUGCACAGUAAUGGAGGGAGCCAGACCAAGCAGGACUGGUCCAUCCAGUGGCCGACCUCCGAGUCAGGCAAGGAAAACACCCCCGUGUGUCAGCCGGAGGCGAGCCAGUGGAUCCGCUUCCAGCUGUCCCAAAGCCCCAAAGUCCAGUCCAAGUACAACCAGCUCAUGUGCCACAGCCCCCAGGCCCUGGCGCCCCCUUUGUACGCAGACCGACUGACCGUGGACAGCCCUUCUACGGGACUCCUGCCCGCCUUGGACUUUGGCCAGCGCUCGCUGCCCCCGUCGCCUCGCCAGAGACAUUUUGGCCACACGCCUCCUCGGACUCCUUUGGUGUUCAACACAAUGACCCCGCCUGGCACGCCGCCUAUGCGGCGAAGGAACAAACUGAAGGCCCCGGGAACGCCGCCGCCGCCGAGUCGCAAGCUGAUCCACCUUCUGCCGGGCUUUACCGCUCUGCACCGGAGCAAAUCACACGAGUUCCAGCUGGGAAACCGCUUGGACGACACGCAGACGCCAAAAGCCAAGAAGAAGACCAAGCCCUUGAACCUUAAGAUCCACAGCAGCGUGGGCAGCUGCGAGAACCUGCCCACGCAGCGCUCGCCCCUGCACACCGAGCGCUCCCUGAGAUCCUUCUUCUUCCCCUCCUUCGUCCCCUCCACGCCUCCCGUGCACGCCGAAACGCCCUCUGCAAACACUCUCUCAGUGCCUCGCUGGUCCCCGCAGAUCCCCCGAAGAGAUCUGGGAAACUCCAUAAAACACAGGUUUUCCACAAAGUACUGGAUGUCACAGACAUGCACCGUGUGUGGGAAGGGAAUGUUGUUUGGACUCAAAUGUAAAAACUGCAAGCUGAAGUGCCACAACAAAUGCACCAAAGAAGCACCGCCCUGCCAUUUACUCAUCAUACAACGAGGCGGCAGAGAGUCUUUCAAAGAUCACCAAGGAAUGACUCAAGUAGCUCGUCUGGUGCGGACCGAGUCGGUGCCGUGUGACAUCAACAACCCACUCAGGUACACCGACCUGCACAUCAGUCAGACGCUUCCCAAAACCAACAGAAUCAACAAGGACCACAUCCCGGUCCCGUACCAGCCGGACUCCAGCAGCAAUCCCUCGUCCACCACCUCCUCCACACCCUCGUCUCCGGCCCCGCCCCUGCCCAGCAGCGCCACGCCCCCGUCGCCGCUGCACCCAUCCCCGCAGUCCGCCCGGCAACAGAAACAGUUCAACUUGACAGCGUCCAGUUACUUCAAGUACAAACAGCAGUUUAUUUUUCCAGAUGUUGCUCCAGAGGUUCCGCCGAGCCGAGCGCCGCAAGUCAUCCUGCACCCCGUCCUGACGGAACCCGGCAAUCCUUUGCUUCAGAUCGAAGUGGAGCCCACGUCUGACAACGAGGACGCCAACGACGAGGAGUCCGGCGACGAGUUCGAGGAGAUGAACCUGUCGCUGCUGUCGGCGCGCAACUUCCCCCGCAAGGCCAGCCAGACCAGCAUCUUCCUGCAGGAGUGGGACAUCCCCAUCGAGCAGCUGGAGAUGGGCGAGAUGAUCGGCAAGGGACGCUUCGGCAAGGUGUUCCACGGCCGCUGGCACGGCGAGGUGGCCGUCCGCCUCAUCGACAUCGAGCGUGACAACGAGGACCAGCUGAAGGCCUUCAAGCGGGAGGUGAUGGCCUACCGCAACACCCGCCACGAGAACGUGGUCCUCUUCAUGGGGGCCUGCAUGAGCCCGCCGCACCUGGCCAUCAUCACCAGUUUGUGUAAAGGAAGGACUCUGUAUUCCGUGGUGAGGGACGCCAAGGUUGUCCUGGAUGUCAACAAGACUCGACAGAUUGCACAAGAGAUGGUCAAGGGGAUGGGCUACCUCCAUGCUAAAGGCAUCCUACACAAGGACAUGAAGUCCAAGAAUGUCUUUUACGACAACGGCAAAGUGGUCAUCACCGAUUUCGGACUCUUCACCAUCUCUGGGGUUCUACAAGCCGGCAGCCGCAGAGAAGACAAACUGAGGAUCCCAAACGGCUGGUUGUGUCACUUGGCUCCAGAGAUCAUCCAGCAGCUCUCUCCGGACACCGAGGAGGACAAGCUUCCCUUCUCCAAGCAGUCCGACGUCUUCGCCUUUGGGACCAUCUGGUACGAGUUACACGCACGUGAGUGGCCUUACAAGAGUCAGCCCGCUGAGGUGAUGGUGUGGCAGAUUGGCAGCGGCAUGAAGCCCAACCUGGCACACAGCGGCAUGGGCAAGGAGAUCCUGGACAUCCUGCUGCUGUGCUGGGCCUUCCAGCAGGAGGAGCGGCCCACCUUCUCCAAGCUGGUGGACUUGCUGGAGAAGUUGCCAAAACGCAACCGCCGCCUUUCCCACCCGGGACACUUCUGGAAGUCAGCUGAGCUCUAAUCAUGGCGUCCAUGGGGGCCGUGUCCUAGCGUGAAGAUCGUCCUCGGAUCGCUCGCCAUCUUUUAAAUGUCCGCCUGUGGCCUCCAUCAUCUCUCCAGAUCUACUCUCUUGGUCGAAUACACACACACACACACACACUCAAACAUACACGUACAGUUAAGCCCAACAUGAUUCAAAUCCGGACCAAAAUUCUGGUAAAGUUGAUUCUCAUCUUUUAACUAAAUAGAUACAUAAUUCAAAGUGUGAAGCGCAACAGCUUGAGAAAUAUAGAAAAAAAUAUAUAUACUUUUCCAAACCUGGUAAGAGUUCUGUUUCAAAAUUGUUGCAUGGUAAAAAACGACUUUUGAAGGUUAGGCUUCAAUCGUACUAGGAGUGGCUCAAUGUGCCAGUACUGAAAAAGACAAUACAAAUAUAAAUAAAUCAAUUACAUUUUUAAAUACCUUGUUAAUUGUCCAUCGAUUAAUAAGUUGUGAAAUCUAAUCUUACACUUCAUUGUGUUUUUAUUCAAUUAACACAUACAUUUCCUUUAGAAGGCUAUGUAUUUUUUGAAUAUGUGUAUAUAGUGUUUUUAUGAGUUGACUUGUUAUCAUUGUAUUAUAUUGAUUAUUGAUAUCAUGAUUGUCAGGUUCAAACACUGAUGACAUCUAUUAAACAAGACAAGAAGCAAAGAAUCAAACAGAGACAGAAUUCAAUGUGGUUCAGUGAGGAGAAACGUGCACAUCUGUACCCUUGCGCAGUGUCAUUACGUCCUGCCAAAAGAUUGCACGCCUCCUUCUUUUAUCUUGGAUUCUCCCCGACCACAGCUGCUUCCAAAGGACAUAGGUCGCAAACAGUUCACAGAGAAGGUCGUAAACAGUUCACAGAAAAGGUCAGUUCAAAAAAGAGUUCGUAAAACAGUUCAAAAAGAGGUCCAUAAAAUAGUUAAAAAAGAGUUCGUAAAGUAGGAGGUUCAAAAAGAGGUCGUCUGGAAAUUGGGCAGAUCCCGCUUUCUCUCCGCUUUGAAGUCCUUGGGUUAGAACAAUAUCUUUCUGUUGAUUACCAUACAUGAAAGAAAACAGAAAACCCUUCCCCUUACACAGUGGAGUUUUACGAGCCUUCUUCUUGGUAGGUUUCAAAGACAGCUUUUGUCUUCUUGCCGGGCACUCAAUGUAACACAAAGUUUUUGUGAUAACUUAGAAACAAUCAUUCUAUCAAUGAUCAAUAACAUAUCGUGUGUGUCAUUAAUGUGUUUUUGAAGCCUGCAAUGCGGUAUCAUACAAAAGAGGGCUAUUAAACAUUUAAAAAAAUAUAAUUUAAUGUGUUAUAAUAAUGCAUCUAAAACUAGAUAAUUAUUGAAAUAUAUUGGUCAUGAAAUCAAUGUGUUAAAUAAUUAAAUAAUUCCCAAAUAAAUGAUUACAUAUUUUAUUGGCUUUAUACUUGUUUCAUUUUGGCACCAAAAACCCCCUUUGAGCUGGGAACAGUAGGAAUCCUGCGAGGCUUAACUGUACGUUCUCUCAAACGCCCGCCGGGACCUUUUAUCGUGAGGCUCGGCCCACGCCAACACUUUUAAAUACAGAGAUGCCUUUUCUCCCCGCGCUGAGCCUGAAGCCCCGCCCCCCAGCUUCGAGUGACACCACACGCUCCACGACUAAUCAUCAAAAAGUAUGCAAAUAUAAGUCAUCCUUAAAUCAGGAUGUUUUACCUCCAAACAUCCUGGCCGGCGAGCUCGCUUGUUCUGUUAACGGCGACAAGACGACGCUUCUUCUCGUCUUCAGCAGCUGAUCAAAGCAUUCUGGGAGGUUAAGUGCCUUCAUUAGUGGCAUGUGAUGGUUUUCUCCACAUAAUGUUCUGCAGUGGAAUUAUCUUACAACAACACAUUAAGUGGUUUUCUUGUUGUUAUUGGGUUGCAAUCCCAGCAAAUUCUCUUUUAGAGGCUGGAAAGACGACUUAUGGCUAUUUCCACUGUUCAUUUCUGUCCAAAACGUUUGUUAUGUUUUGCUAAGAGUUCCCAAAAUUAGUUCAAAAUUGUUUUAAAUUGACAAUUUUUAAAAAGAACACCCAUGUCAACAAUGAGGGAUGCUAUGCGAUACUAUGCUGAACAAAACAUCAACAUCUUAGCUUAGUGAUGGGUGACAAAAAUAAUUAGAGUGAUAUCUUAUAUCAGAGGUUCUCAAACGUCCCCCAAGUACCAUCCAUCCAUCCAUCUUCUUCCGCUUAUCCGAGGUCGGGUCGCGGGGGCAGCAGCCUAAGCAGGGAAGCCCAGACUUCCCUCUCCCCAGCCACUUCAUCCAGCUCCUCCCGGGGGAUCCCGAGGCGU